CACAAAAGCAAAGAAUAUGCAUCACGAAUAUUGCAAAUCAACACCACUUUUUGUUCUUCCUCUUCAAUAACACAACCAAAUCCAUGAUUAAUUACCCCAAAAAAUUCGAGUAUUGAUGGAGAGCACAGGAUCAAGAGAGUUGAUCAAGUCAAUCUUGAUCAUGGUUGGAAUUCCUCUAGCUUUUUCUUUAAUUGCUAGGAUUAAAAAUAGAAAGAUUUCAUCCUUUCAAGAUAAAAUCCAAGAAACAGAAUCCGAUAGGAAUCAUCUCAAAGAGCAGAUUCUCAACCUCAAAACAAAAAUCGAAGAGCUUCAAAAGCUUGAAAGGGAGAUCGAAGACCGGUUUUUUGAGUUUAUCAACUUGAAAGAUCAAGAGUAUGCAUUAAUGGAGAUUCAGAACAACUUGGCUAUAGAGAAAGAACGAGCUGCGUUCUUGGAAAGGGAGGUUUCAUCAAUGGAUGUAGAGACCAAAAAGUUUGAUGAGAUGGUGAUCGAGUAUUUAAACGCAUUAUAUGAACUCCAAUCUUCAAGAACAGAAAACUGUAUGCUUCGAAAAAGGAUCAAGAAACUUUUGAAGAAAACAAGAGAGAGUUCAAAGUUGAUGAGCGAUCAGAAUUCGAAAAUCAAAACACGAGAAGCAGAAAUGUUAGAUAUUGAAUCGGAAUUGAAAAGAAAAGACAGUGCGCUUGAGGGAUUCAAACAUGAAGUCGAUGAAAUGCGGGCCAUGAUCAGUCAAUUACAAGACGAGAAGGAUGAGGUUUCGAACAAGCUAGACACUGCGGAAAUAGCAAUUUCGUCGAAGGCCGAAGCUGAACGGAUAUUCUCGGACAACUACAAUCGUGUAGUAAACGAACUAGAACAGCUUAAGAAGGAACGAGCAGCUGAAGUGAAAGAAUUGAUAUACCUACGAUGGUGUCAUGCAUGCCUGAGGCACGAGCUAACAAGGAGGAAUCAACUCGAGAAUGAAAGAAAAGCCGAUAACGAAAAGAACAACGAGCUAGGAUCAGGGUUUGGAGGAAAUAUUGUGCCACUAGAAGAGUACAUAGGACAUGAGUCGGAUAACGAGAGUGUGACACACAUCAAUGAGCCUUUUUUCGGACACGGACAACAUCACCCGAAGAGGCAAUGGUUAGUUAGGAAGUUCAAGAAAUGGGUUGAGGGAAAUGCGAAAAAUCAUGAGGCUAAGUGCUUCAGAAGCCAUUCGGUUGUUGAUGAGACUCGUCAACGACAUUUGUCAGGAAGGAAGUCAUUCUCUAGUGCAUAAUGGUAUAUAUGUCACGAUCUGUGAAUUCAAUAAUAUUCUGAAAUGUGCUAUAGAGACAAUAGCCUUUAAGACAUAUCUUAAGAAGAUUUAGGAUGGAUCUACAAGUAAGAGGUAUGUAAAACUUUAAAGAAUCUCGGGUCAAUUAUGUAUGCCACUUCAAAUUUGAUGUGUAAUGACAUGUAGCU
Molecule: messenger RNA, 1446 nt
Organism: Lactuca virosa
Lineage: Eukaryota; Viridiplantae; Streptophyta; Magnoliopsida; Asterales; Asteraceae
Source: the annotation of a GenBank genome assembly